Mya arenaria is the source of this 507-nucleotide messenger RNA. RefSeq lists its product as uncharacterized. The coding region runs from base 1 to 438 and encodes 145 amino acids. NCBI's taxonomy places the organism in Eukaryota, Metazoa, Mollusca, Bivalvia, Myida, Myidae. The record is from RefSeq and is a predicted model, not a curated record. The transcript has 5 exons.
AUGACACCUGCUAACUCAGUCACUGUCAAGUGUGACCUUCGUCGAAAUCAAGCAGUCACUAAAGCCGUUCAGACAGACAACGAAGGUCGAAAUCAAGCAAUCUGUAAAGCCAUUCAGACAGACAAUGAAGCGAAUGCAGCUGUGAAUGAUUCUGAUGACGGGUCAAUGGAUCUCUUCGUGGAUAAUCUGCAAGACAAACAUGAAGCAACACUGAUCACAGGAGGAUAUUCCGUUUUGCAGAAGAAGAUCAUCUCAGAGUUGAAUCUUUGGCAAAAUAUAGUGAUACGGUUUGCUAUCAUUGGUGAAUCAGGAUCAGGCAAGUCGUCCUUUAUAAAUGCAAGUUCAAGUUCAAUAUUUUAUUUGCUAAAGGCCACCGGCCCAAGACAACAAAUAUGUAUAUUACAAAUGUGCAAAAGCAACAAUGGUAACAUCGGUUGAACAAUUUACAAUAUAAUACAAACACAAUUACAAAACAAACAAAUGAGAGAAAAAUCCCACAAGAAACCA